Molecule: messenger RNA, 998 nt
Organism: Pararge aegeria (speckled wood butterfly)
Lineage: Eukaryota; Metazoa; Arthropoda; Insecta; Lepidoptera; Nymphalidae
Product: trypsin-2-like
Exons: 5
Coding region: 18-803 (261 amino acids)
Biological process (GO): proteolysis
Molecular function (GO): serine-type endopeptidase activity
Source: RefSeq, a predicted model, not a curated record
UUUUUCGUUCAGGCAGAAUGGAGAAGUCAAGUUGUAUUUUUAUUUUAUUUCUUUGUGCCUUUCCAACAGACAUUUCGUCCAGACGACAUGGUCAUCGCACUAAAGGUAAUGAUAGCAAAAUCGUCGGUGGCUACGAUACGACCAUUCAGGACUUCCCAUACCAAGCAUAUCUGCUGCUGCAAAAGGGAUCGGAUUAUUACCAAUGUGGAGGAUCGAUCAUAAGCGAAAAUUACAUUUUGACGGCGGCUCAUUGUCUUUCUGGGGUAUCAAAAGCUAUAGCCCGGGUAGGCAGUACCAAUGGUGAUAGCGGUGGCACUCAAUACAAGAGCAGACAGCUGAGAGCACAUCCAAGAUUUAAUCCUGCAACAUUGGAUUACGAUGUGGGACUGAUUCGAUUUUCAAACAAGAUAAAUCUUGAUGGAGAGACCACUAAGGCUAUUCAACUAGCUGAAAGUGGGAGCCCUGUGCUUCCGGACACUACUCUUACCGUAUCAGGCUGGGGAGCUACUUCUGAAAACGGAAACGUCAGUCCAACUUUAAUGGCUGUUCAAGUCCCUACAGUAUCUACGGAGGAAUGCAACAUGUCGUACGGAUAUAUAUCGAAAAGGAUGAUUUGUGCUGGUGUGCCUGAAGGUGGCAAGGACUCAUGUCAGGGUGAUUCAGGAGGUCCUGCUGUAGGAGACGGUCCGAUUCAAUUAGGAAUAGUAUCCUUUGGCGUAGGUUGUGCCCGCCCAGGAUAUCCCGGAGUUUACUCAAACGUAUCGAGUCUAAGAAAUUGGAUUAGAAAGAAUUCGGGCGUAUAAAUCUGGUUCAGUCUUCCGUCUAUCACAAUUGUAUAUUGUUAUCUGUUCCUGGGCCGUUUCCGCACUUGGUUGUUCUGAAACCGUCCGUUGUACGUAUUAAUUGUUAUGUUAAAGUUAACAACUGGAUUGUGUUUAAAAUGCAAGGCAAGCAUAACAAAUUCUGUUCGAAUAAAGGCACUGUUACUGUACAUGUUA